This is a messenger RNA of Drosophila hydei, 1419 nucleotides long. It is a transcript of the gene Tsp97E, whose product is annotated as tetraspanin-13. Gene Ontology annotation, cellular component: membrane. The transcript is spliced from 4 exons. NCBI's taxonomy places the organism in Eukaryota, Metazoa, Arthropoda, Insecta, Diptera, Drosophilidae. The coding region runs from base 205 to 906 and encodes 233 amino acids. The record is from RefSeq and is a predicted model, not a curated record.
AUACACUAUUCUUAUCUCUUCCUGGUUCAUAUUUCGGGUAAUUUUUAGUCCAUUUCUUAACAAUUGCUGCGCAAUAUUUAGUACGUUUUGUGUGUGUAUUACAGUGAAAGUGAAACCUGCGCCAUAGCAAACAAAAAAAUAAUAGAAAAUAUUUUUGAAAAUUUAAGAAUUAAACAUAAAAUAUAAAUUAACAACCAAAGCAAAAUGUGUGGGGGUUUUACCUGCUCGAAGAAUGCGCUUAUUGCGCUUAACAUUUUAUAUGUGAUGAUUGGUUUCUUGCUGAUUGGCGUUGGGGUCUAUGCACGGGCGGCCUCCGUUGUCACAAAUCUGCCAAUAGUUGGAGGAAUCCUCGCCUGCGGCGUUAUACUCAUCUGUAUUUCUUUGCUGGGGCUCGCUGGCGCCGUCAAGCAUCAUCAAGUGAUGCUUUUCUUUUACAUGAUAAUUUUGUUCAUGCUCUUCCUCAUUCAGUUCUCCAUUGCCAGCUCAUGCCUGGCCGUCAAUUCGGUGCAGCAGCAACAGUUCGCUGAGCACGGCUGGAAGACGGUGCCAACCAAGUUGCGCAAACAGGUGCAAGACAGUUUUCUUUGCUGCGGCUUCAAUGCCACCACCACCACUACCACCAACACCAUCAACAGCGACAGCAGCAUCGAUGACGAAGAGCCCAGCUGCGAGAUAAUCAACAGAGAAUGUUGCGUGAACUCGAAGGAUCCACUUUGCCACUGCGAACCCUGCGGCCCCCUAUUGGAGAACAAAAUUGAUUAUGCUUUCAAGCUGUGCGGCGGUCUGGGCAUCUUCUUCAGCUUCACUGAGGUCUUGGCCGUUUUUCUCGCGCGUCGCUAUCGCAACCAGCACGAUCCCUGCUACUUGCCCGCACGCGCCGUUUUUCCACACAACUAUCAGUACUGAGUGAAGAUAGUGACGGAGCUGGAAGGAGAUCAAAGAGCCGAGGCGCAGGCAACUUUUAGUCAAAGGGACGAAGGCUGAUUUAUCAUAUAUUUUAUACAAACCUCCUAGCCUAAACUGAAGACAACUAAAAUUUCAGAGACAUGCAAUAGGUCUUUGAAUAGGUGCAUUAAGUGCUUGAUUAGUUCCUCGUUUUAAUUGUUAUAGAGAGAUUAAGUUUCCCACACUUGAGAUUAUAAUUGGUUUGGUGUUCAAUAUGAAAUCAAUAAUUGAACAUGCUUAUUUUAAUUAGCUUAUACAUAUUUUUAGUUCGCAACUGGCAACAAUCAUAAAACUCAACACAAACUGCUGUACCACAGAAAGUUAUAAAAAGCGAAAUUUAAAGAAAACAAAAACUAUAAAUCAUUUCGAACCUGAUAUAAGAGUAGAACCAAGUCAAAUGUAACUAACAACGGUAACUGUGUUUUAACAAAGCGUAAUAUAUACAUAAAGGCAACUUAUAUACAUCUACAUAUA